UUAUAAUAAUCUCAUGAUAUUUUCAGGAAAAAUGUCUGGAGUGACGUUAUGCCAAGCAACUCCUGGUAAAUUAAACAAGGUGAAGACAAGUAUCAAAUCUGUCCCGGAGCUACGGAAACAAGCCGCUGAACUAACCAAGCUACCGGAGGACCGGAUUCGUUUGCUCUGGCAGGGAAACCUAGUCUCCGAUGGUUUUGAUGUGAGUAAACUGACGAAUAGUCUGGUUAUGAUUGUUCCCAUGGCUCCAGCUAGACCCGCUCAGGGUCCUGCUCCGGAACCUGUUCAUGCUUCGGAGGAGGAGAUUCAACGGUUUAGAGUGGCGUUCGGGUCCGCUAUAAGGAACCCGGCUUUCUCCAAGGUAGUAAAAAGAAUGGCGUUGCGUGAGAACAUGGAUAAUUUAUCUGCUGCUUGCCCAGGACUAGGAGAAGAUCUUGUAGCUCAAGCUUUCCUCACUCGUCCUGAACUACUGAUUCAGCUAUUGGAUCUAGAAACUCUAAAAAAGAUCGGAGAAACUCAUCCAGCCUUGUGUGAAGCUGCGCAUAACCUUGCUGCUGCGGUUCAUGAGGAGCAGGCAUCUUCGGGUCGAUCAGCUGCAUCAGAUGAGUCCGGAGAACCUGAACCAGGCAGUUACUUCCUUGAUGAGCUAAGUGAUGAAGAGAUGGAGGAUGAGGAACAAGGUCCCCAGGCCGGACGGACAGGUCGUGUUGCUCCGAUUACUCCGGAGCAACUUGCUGCUGCUUUAGCUGCCGCUGCCGGCUCUGCUAAUCCUUUCAUGGGAGUAACAGGGCUAGGUCUAAACCAACCUGGAGCACAGAGGAGUUCAACCAGUACAGCGUCAUCUUCUGCUCAAACUACUCCGUCGAGUCGUCUCACAGCUGAUAUGUUCCAGGCCGCUAUGCAGCAGGCUAUGCAGGUGAUGGAUGGAUCAAACAGUGCUCAAUCCUUUGCUCCGACUCCUAUUCCGCAGAUGGAUUACUCCAGUCAGCUUGCUACCAUGAAAGAAAUGGGUAUAAUAGACGAGGGGUUAGCAACACGCGCUCUCCAGGUUAUGGGUGGAGAUAUUCAAGCUGCUGUGGAUCUUAUAUUCUCCGGAUGGUUGGGAGAUGAAGAUGCAAUGCAAUGAUGAAUCUUAACUAAUUUUGGAUGUUUUAUCAUCGUUAUUUAAAAUUAUCAUUAAUCUUAAUCCGUAGAAUCAAAUCAAGUUUAAAAUAAAUUCUUGUAAUGAUUUCAGAAA
Messenger RNA from Eurytemora carolleeae, 1234 nucleotides. RefSeq names its product ubiquitin-like protein 7. The transcript has a single exon. Gene Ontology annotation, molecular function: protein binding. The coding region runs from base 14 to 1123 and encodes 369 amino acids. The record is from RefSeq and is a predicted model, not a curated record. NCBI's taxonomy places the organism in Eukaryota, Metazoa, Arthropoda, Copepoda, Calanoida, Temoridae.